UUCCUACGCUUUGCGGAGCGCCACCGUCGGCUGCUCAACGCCUACCUGCGCCGAGCGCCGACGUUGCUUGAAGGUUCGCUGUCGCCGCUGAUGCUGGUGCCACGCCUGAUCGAUUUCGAUAACAAGCGCGCCUGGUUCCGGAGUAAGGUUCGCGCGACGCCUGACAACGAGCGGCCGUAUGGCUCCCUGCGGCUAGCGGUGCGCCGCGAGCACGUCUUUGAGGAUAGCUUCUACCAGCUGCGUGGCAGGCCGGCGGAGGAAAUGAAGCUCAAGCUGAAUGUCACAUUUCAGGGCGAGGAGGGCAUCGAUGCGGGUGGCGUAACUCGCGAGUGGUACCAGGUGAUGGCCCGCGAAAUGUUCAACCCCAACCUGGCGCUGUUCGUGGCAGUGCCGGAUGGCGGCUCCACUUUCCAGCCCAACCCGAACAGCCACGUGCAGAACGACCGCGGUAUUUCCCACCUGGACUACUUCCGCUUCGUGGGGCGCGUCGUGGGAAAGGCUUUGUACGACGGGCAGCUCAUCGAUGCAUACUUUACCCGUUCCUUCUAUAAGCACCUGCUUGGGUCGCCGCUGACGCACGUGGACCUCGAGGCCGUGGACCCUGAGUACUACAAGGCGCUGGCGUGGAUGCUGUCGAACGACAUUACCGACGUUCUGGACCUGACCUUCACUGCCGAAACGGAUUUCUUUGGGCGCAAAGAGACAGUGGAGCUGGUGCCAGGCGGCAAGGAUAUUCGCGUGACAGAGUCCAAUAAACGCGAGUACGUCAACCUAGUGGCUCGCCACCGCAUGACCACAUCCAUUACGGCCCAGAUCAAUGCCUUCCUGGAGGGCUUCUGGCAGCUGGUGCCACGCCACCUAAUCGCCAUAUUCAAUGACCACGAGCUGGAGUUGCUGAUCAGUGGCCUGCCGGAUAUCGAUGUAGACGACCUGCGUGCCAGCACAGAGUACAGCGGGUAUAGCGCCACGUCUCCCGUGGUCCGCUGGUUCUGGGAGGCGGUCGGUGAGAUGGACAAGCAGGAACGCGCCCAGCUGGUGCAAUUUGUGACGGGCACAUCGAAAGUUCCGCUGGAGGGCUUCAAGGCGCUGCAGGGCAUCAGCGGGCCGCAGAAGUUCCAGAUCCAUAAGGCUUAUGGCGAUGGUUCAAGGCUGCCCUCGGCUCACACGUGCUUUAACCAGCUGGACCUGCCUGAGUACGAAAGCAAGGAGCAGCUGGUUGAGCGGCUCAAGGUGGCCGUACACGAGGGCAACGUGGGCUUUGGUUUCGGGUGAUGUGUCCUGGCAAACAUGGCUGGAUGCCUGGGAGAGAUACGCAUGGAUGUGCUGUGGAUAUGCAUGCAAGGAUGGAAGGAUCAGCUUGUGUACAGUUCAAAAGGCAUGUUCACCGGGCAGGAGCGCAGUGUUUGCCCUAUACACUGUUGUUAGGUCACGUUGAUCAAAUUGUAGAACUAUGGGACGUUUUGUUCCAAUGUCUUUUCCAAGUAGCCCACAGCCUUCACCAAAAAUAUAGGAUCAAGCCGUGUGGAUGUAGGCAUUGUGAAAAUCGUGUGUUUACUAUGUAUCGUCGAGUCGCGGUAGCUAGUAUCUUGCAGGCGACGGUGCGCUGCAAAGUGUGCUUAGUGUAGAAAGGAGUGAUAUAGCCCGUCUGCAGCGGAUUUGUUUUCGACUUUUAGGACUGUGUUGAGUAUAACUUCUUACAAGGUUGAGCGAAGGGCCGACUGGGACAUCUAACCAUGUAAUCAUGUUGAAUUCUCA
Messenger RNA from Volvox carteri f. nagariensis, 1755 nucleotides. RefSeq lists its product as uncharacterized. The transcript has 6 exons. Gene Ontology annotation, biological process: proteasome-mediated ubiquitin-dependent protein catabolic process; protein polyubiquitination; positive regulation of protein catabolic process. The coding region runs from base 91 to 1272 and encodes 393 amino acids. The record is from RefSeq and is a predicted model, not a curated record. NCBI's taxonomy places the organism in Eukaryota, Viridiplantae, Chlorophyta, Chlorophyceae, Chlamydomonadales, Volvocaceae. Gene Ontology annotation, molecular function: ubiquitin-protein transferase activity.